GCGGAGGCAGAAAGAGUCGGUCGGGCAAAGGGGCAGUGGCAUUUGCUGAAGCAGCUCGUCCCUCUUUCCCUCCCUCUCACCUAUUCUCUCUCUCUCUGUCUUCUCCUCCGCCUCACCUUUACUUUCCUUCACUUGAGCAGGCUCUUGAGAACCCUGCUGUUUUGCCGGCUUGCUGUCCCUGUCUCUGGACAAGUCUUCUUUUCAACCUCCACCUGAACAGGACUAGGGGAGCCAGAUCGCCUCACAGCUUGUGCAUGCAGAUCCAUCUCUGGUGGUUAUGUUUCAUCCACUUUUAACGGUGACCUUUAACCCCAGACAGAAAUCCUCUUAAGUGCUCCUGAAGUCUGGAUUGUUGUGGGUGCUGGCAGGAGUUCAGGAGUUUGAAGUGGUGGUGUACUUUUUUUGUGGGAUCUGGGAUCCAGCCUAUCUGACAGGACUUUGACUCAGGCUGCCAUCCCCACACUCUCGAUAUGAGGAUUCUACGAGGUCUGGAGAGGAGCAGUGGAGGUGGCAUCAUGGCCCUGGUGCGGACCUCCCUACAGAAGGUGAUGCUCUUCCUGCACCAGCUCCAGGUGAUGGCCGUCACGUCUCCACGCUAUCAGAGACUCUGCAAGGACAUGCAAGCUGACAUAGACGCCAAUGAUGACAUCAUCAAGGACGGAACAAAUGGAUUACAGACACACACCAGCCCACAGCAGCCAGACGAUGGACUACAGACACACACCAGCCCACAGCAGCCAGGCGAUGGACUACAGACACACACCAGCCCACAGCAGCCAGACGAUGGACUACAGACACACACCAGCCCACAGCAGCCAGGCGAUGGACUACAGACACACACCAGCCCACAGCAGCCAGGCGAUGGCUGCAAGGACAGCACCUCCAGCAGCAGGUAG
Alosa sapidissima (American shad) is the source of this 896-nucleotide messenger RNA. RefSeq names its product NAC domain-containing protein 82-like. NCBI's taxonomy places the organism in Eukaryota, Metazoa, Chordata, Actinopteri, Clupeiformes, Clupeidae. The coding region runs from base 471 to 896 and encodes 141 amino acids. The record is from RefSeq and is a predicted model, not a curated record. The transcript has 2 exons.